This is a messenger RNA of Salvia miltiorrhiza (redroot sage), 2952 nucleotides long. RefSeq names its product putative receptor-like protein kinase At5g39000. Gene Ontology annotation, molecular function: protein kinase activity; DNA binding; ATP binding. The record is from RefSeq and is a predicted model, not a curated record. The transcript is spliced from 7 exons. The coding region runs from base 112 to 2766 and encodes 884 amino acids. NCBI's taxonomy places the organism in Eukaryota, Viridiplantae, Streptophyta, Magnoliopsida, Lamiales, Lamiaceae. Gene Ontology annotation, biological process: protein phosphorylation; regulation of DNA-templated transcription.
GACUUGGCAAAACCGCCUUUUUUUUAUUGGAGACUCUGAAUUGACCCUCAACUUCACCAUUACCGUACUAUCAUCUCAUCUUCGAGAAAUCAGAAUCAGAAUCACUUUGAUAUGCUGCACAAUCAUAUGAUCAUCGUCUUCCUCGUGAUUUCUAUCGGCCGUCUAGGCGCCGCUGUGGAUCCUAAUUGCAUUUCGAUCAACCGCGACGGCGGAGCUGCACCGGCGACCGGAAAAUGGCACCGCGACGCUGCACCAAAGGGCUCAUCAACCACCUCAACUGUCAAGGGAGACCUCAUCACGGCCGUCGAUCCCGUUCCCGCUCGAAUUUCCUCAUCCCAAUUUUCCUUCUCUUUCCAGCCGAGUCCAGGUAGGGAUACUAGUGAAGUUGAUGUGUAUGUUGACAACAGCACUUCACUGGAAAGGGUCCAUUACCAGCACAUAAAAUGGGGGCCUGUCUCGGCCGGCGAUGAUAUCGCCUCCAUGUUUGGGAUGUGGGCUGAGCCAACUAUCAAAGAAAAUGCAGAAAUGGCUACUAACAAGACGUGGAGAGUAUCUGUUGAUGUGGGAUUCAAGUAUGUAGUGAGGCUUCACUUGUGUGAGGCAGGGCUGGAGAUGGAUUUUGUGCUUCUCAUUAACAACAUGAUUUUCUUAACGAGUGCUGACAUGCUCCAACAGAGGGAAAACAGAAACUUCCUUUGGUAUAACAACUAUGUGGUGAUGGUGGAAGGCCUCAAACAAGAGGGUAACCGUGACAUCUCUAUUUCUCUGCACUCUCACCAUGAAUUCUUGGAUAGGCACGGCCCGCUUGAAGGAUUCGAGGUGUUCAAGUUGAGCAACCAUGAUGGCAAUCUAGCAAGUCCCAGUCUUGUGAUUCCGGUACAAGAUUCACCAUCACAGACUCUGCUGCACUCUCUCCGAGCUCUACUGUACAAUCCUUAUGGCCCCAUGAGUCUUCUCUCAUAUACUAUCUUGCUUCAUAUGUGUACAAUCCUCGUCGUAGUCUACUUGGAGAGCAAUGCUUUUGGCCUCAUGAGUCUUUUGCCAAAUACCAAGGAGGAUAAUAAACCAUCGUCCAUGGCAAAGCGACUAGCUGAGAUUCUAGGAAUAUGUGAAUAUGGUGGAGUGGACAGAGGGUUCGUGGAUUAUGGGAGAGAGAUUCUAGCCAUAAAGCCAUUAAAGAUAGAUUUCAAGCAAGGGGAGCAUGAGUUUCGGACAGUGAUUGAGACACUAUGGGGGCUUCAACAUGUUAAUCUACUUUCCCUCAUUGGAUGUUGCUGGAAGCACCAGGAGAUGGUACUUGUUGAUGAGUACAUUCCCACCACGAAAAUGGCUGACCGUCUCUAUAAACCACCCAGGAAAAGCAAUGAUGUUUGUCUGCAAUCAUGGAAGCAACGACUCCAGAUCUGCAUCGAAGUCAGUCAGGCACUAGAGUACCUUCACUCUGGCCCCAUGAUCGUGCAUAGGGAUUUGAAAGCUUCUAAUAUUCUGCUUGAUGAGAACUUUGUGGCUAAACUUGCAGAUUUUGGCUUAGCUGAAACUCGGAGUUUCAGAAAUUCACAGAGCCAAGAUAGCACAGAUCUUAUAGGAACAUGUGGAUAUAUUGCCCCGGACUUUUUUACAACUGGUGAGCUAACAAAAGGAAGUGACGUCUAUUCUUUUGGCAUGGUGUUGUUGGAAACAUUGUGUGGAAGAGCUGCAAUGAAGCCACGGAGUGAAGAAGAUAAUCGUAAAGAUAAUAAUAGAUCUCAGAAGGAGAACAUGAAUCUUGUUUCACCUAAUGUGAAAAUAAAUGCUGACAAUUAUGUGAGUAGGAUGGAGAGCACCGGCUCACAGCAGCAAGAGAUGCCUCCCGGAUUCCGGUUCCACCCCAGCGAUUUAGAGCUGAUGGCAUACUACCUCAAGAAGAAGAUCACCUCCACCCCUCUGCACAUUGAUCUCGACAAUUGUGAGCCGUGGGAUCUCCCAGAAACUGCGGCUACAUUUAGAGAGCCGGCAUGGUACUUCUUCAGCCUGAGGGAUAGAAAGCAUCUGAACAGUACGCGGGCAAACUCCAGGUACUGGAAGACGAGGGGGAUGCACAAACAUGUGAUGAACAGUUCUGAAAGUAUGCAGGGAUUUCAAGAGUGGCAGAUAUCCGACUUUGGCCCAGCAAAGAACGGUCCAACACAGGUUAUGGCAACAUAUGGCUAUGCUGCUCCAGAAUAUAUUGCCACAGAGCACUUGGGUAAUGUAUCUCGUCUUAAAAAACUGGUGAGGGGGAUGCACAAACAUGUGUUGAACAGUUUUGAAAGUAUGCAAGGAUUUGAAGAGUGGCAGAUAUCCGACUUUGGCCUAGCAAAGAACGGUCCAACACAGGUUAUGGCAACAUAUGGCUAUGCUGCUCCAGAAUAUAUUGCCACAGAGCACUUGGGUAAUGUAUCUCGUCUUAAAAAACUGGUGACACGAAUGCGUGCAUUUGACACCAUUCGUCCUUCUGGACACUACUAUGUGGGUGAUUGGAAGCACAUUGAUGUUCGUAUAGAAGAAGACGCCAUGCCUUUUUGUGGAGUAUACGAUCUGGGUGAUUGGACGAAGCCACAUUUGAAGCACAUUUAUCCUACUAAAUCAGCACUGGACAUAGCCUUAAUUUGCCUUGAAAGUGAAGCCUCAAUGCAGGAAACACAGGAAAGAAUCUCAUCUUCUAGCGAGACUAUGAUGAUUAGGCAGUCAUUUGACCUCUGCUCUGCAGUAUCAAGAGGCAGCCAACCAAUAUUAUUUGUAUGUUAAAUCUAUGUGCUCGAUUGGUAAGGUGAUGAAGAACCAUUUGUGUAAAGUGAAAUAAGAAUUCAGUGUUGAACAAUAAACUGAACCAAGUUUGUCAAGUGUGUGUGCUUCAUUUCAUACAUUUGGCUGCGUUCUCUUUGGUUGUAAAAUUAUCAUGAGAAAAGGAUGGAAAUGAAUUUCCACUCUUGU